GCUAUGUCCGUCUGUUAGGGAGCAGUCCUGUUCAGUCCCAUUGCUGAAUGCUUUCUGUCCACCUCAGUGGCUGUGCUUAUCUCUCCCUAUAUCCGUGGGCUGCUUACCAGACAUAUGAAUGGUCACCUGGCUAUACGACCACAGCAUUGUGGAAUGUGAUUUUUGCAUGAGGCAGGACAAAGAGUUUGGCUUUAUGAUGACGGGAAGCGGCAGACAGAGAGACUUGGGGGUCACCCUUCAUGAUGAUAAUGUCACCUACAAGUUUGAUGACAUUACCUAUCUUAGACCUUAAUCUUUACUGGCAUGAAAAUGUCAUUUGCUUCUUUUCACCUGACAAAUAUUCACAUAUAUAGCGGGAACAGUGAUGUGACUGGAUGACAUGAGCAUAUUGUGCUAUGAAGAGCCAAGCAUUCAGUCCCUUGUAUUGUAUGGCUUCUUUUGUUGUUAUGGAUGACCACAGACAAGUGAGCACGCUACGGAGUUUGCUCACCCUUUUCAUGUAACGUAAAACCCUGUAUUGAUCACACAAAGACAACAUCGCUGAGGACAGCUUUUCAAACAGUCCCAGUAACCAGACUUCUAACAGGUAUUGUGUUACCUAAAGGGGGCAGCAAACCUAACUGUGGAUUGAUGUUAGUCUUUUUGUUCACACAGCAAAGCAUCUCAAGUCCUCAUCCAUAAGCACCUUUUGUGCAAAAUUUGAUCUGAUCUCUCCUCGCAGAUCAUUCAACAUAAACUGUCCUCACAUGGUGUUUGCUGUGGCAUAGUUUAUGUCUUUCCUGUUUUUUAAGGGUUUAAAGGUCAGUACACUGUUAACCAGCCUCUGUAUGUGUGAUGUGUGUGCACAUGUAACACCUGUGUUGUCUCUGACUGUGGGGUAGAAGACUGGAGAUGCAUUUUGUAUUUGGCUCAGUGCCGUUGGAUUUUAGUUCCACUAACAGCAGCCCUCUCUAUGCUCCCCCCCUCCAUAAUCCUCCCCUCCGGCUCUCCACCCCUGCACCCCCUGCGGACAGCAUAUGCGCGAGGCUGCGGAGCGGAGGCAGCAGCUAGAGUUGGAGCAUGAGCAGGCCUUGGCUGUACUCAAUGCAAAGCAGCAGGAGAUUGACCUUCUUCAGAAGGCUCAGGUUGAGGCUAAAAAGGAACAUGAAGGCGCUGUCCAUCUGUUAGAGGCCAAAGUUCGCGAGCUGGAGGAAAAAUGUCGGACUCAGAGUGAGCAGUUCAACCUCCUGUCAAAAGAGCUGGAGAAGUUCCGGCUCCAGGCCGGGAAGUUCGAUAUCCUCAGCACUGAACCCUUAACUUUAUGUGAAUCUCCUGGGUCGCCCAACAAAUCCCUGUCACAGCUCCUUAAUGGACUGGCUGCCCCCAUAGGAAAAGGCAAUGAGGCUCCAACAAGCAGAUCUUUGAUAUCUGAGUUCAUUCGACCACUACAGAUCAGUGGAGACAAGCCGGAGCUCCUCUCUGUCAAGCCAACAUUCCUCACUCGCAGUCGAGCCCGCAGCCCAGCACGGGCUUUCCUCUCUGAGAUGGACAAAGAGCUCGGCUCAACUACAAGGUCCAAACCGAGGUUCACAGGGAAGGUUCGGCUGUGUAUUGCUCGGUACAGUUACAAUCCUUAUGACGGGCCUAAUGAGCACCCUGAGGCAGAGCUCCCCCUGGUGGCAGGGAAGUACCUCUACGUUUACGGGACAAUGGACGAGGAUGGCUUUUACGAAGGAGAGCUGCUGGAUGGACAGCGGGGACUCGUCCCAUCCAAUUUUGUGGAUUUUGUCCAAGAUGAGGAAACACCCUCUGUCCAACACAGGGACACAGUAGCUAAAGAACCUGGCUACCUCAACCACAGUAGCCUGGGGCCUCAGAGACUGGGGGUCGGCACAGGUACGGGAACAGGCAUAAGCAGCCUGCUGUCUGACAGUAAACUAGACUGUCUAAGCACCAGCAGCUUGGGCAUGGACCUCCUGGGCUCCUCCAGCAACGGGACAGGAACCCUGGAUGUCAGCAUUGACGAGGUCGGUGAAGACAUUGUGCCUUAUCCCCGCCGCAUCAACCUGAUCAAACAACUUGCCAAGAGUGUGAUUAUUGGCUGGGAUCCUCCUGUGGUCCCACCGGGCUGGGGCUCCAUCAGUGGCUACAAUGUCUUGGUGGAUAAGGAGUUACGCAUGAGUGUCCCCUACGGGGGCAGGACAAAGUCUCUUAUUGAAAAGCUCAAUCUGGCCACCAACACCUACCGCAUCUCAGUGCAGAGCAUCACGGACCGCGGCCCGUCGGACGAGCUCCGGUGCACUAUGCUCGUGGGAAAGGACGUGGUGGUGGCACCUUACUACCUGCGGGUGGACAGCAUCACGCAGGUCUCCGCCGAGCUCUCUUGGAUGCCCAGCAACAGCAACUACAGUCACACCAUCUUCCUCAACGGUGCAGAGUACGACAUGGUCAAGGCGGGGGGCUAUAAGUACAAGUUCUUCAACUUGAAGCCCAUGACGGUUUACAAGGUGAAGGUUGUGGCGCAGCCGCAUCAGGUGCCUUGGCAGCUUCCAAUGGAUCAAAGGGAGAAGAGGGAAAUCUCUGUGGAGUUCUGCACUCAGCCUGCAGUGUGUGUGUUGUGCUUCCCCAGUGCCCCUCACCCUCCCCAAGGUGCAGUCCAGUGCAUAGCAGAGGUCUUGUACCCCACAGCAGACUAUGUGACCGUGGAGUUAAACAGGAUUCAGUGUCUGGAGGCCAGGGAGGUCAUUGUAAGGACGUUAUCAACACAAGGAGAGUCCCAGGACUCGCCUGUGGCCACCAUCCCGCACAAUCUCCUGGGCUCUCCACGCCUCUCCCACCGAACCACUGCACCUCCCCACCCGAUCCCCCUCCCGCAGUCCCAUCCGGUGCACUCCCAAACCCAUCCUCCUUACCCAUCGACGUACCCCCCAAAUCACCCUCAGCCCCAGGUGCAGCCCCUGCCUCGAGCCCAGCCGCACACGCUGCCCCACGCACAGCCGCACUCACAGCCCGUCCACCACCCUCCUGCUCAUCCCUCGUCCCAGCCUCACUUCCAGCGCCACCCCAUGCCCAAGUCCAAACCGCUAGUAAGUGCCAGAGAGCCAGAAACCAAAGAGCAUGAGGUGGGCCUGCGGUCAGCGCAGCCCUGGGAGCGGUCCCCCUCUCCGCUGCCUCCCAUGCGCGGACCCAACCUGGAGCCGCCGCACUUCCAGCCACGGCGAUCGCCCUCUCCUCAGAGGAUUCUGCCGCAGCCUCAGGGAGUCCCCAUCCCCAACACCAUCGCCAAGGCCAUGGCCAGGGAAGCCGCCCAGAGAGUGUUUGCUGAGGGCAACAGGGUUGAGAAAAGGAAUAUCUUUAGCGAGCGAGGUAACGCCUUGCAUCCAGUCAACUCUGAUGAGGAGGAGGAUGGCUACGACUCUCCUCAUGCGAGGAGGAGAGGAGCCUCAGUGGAUGAAUUCCUCAGAGGCUCGGAGUUGGGCAGACAGCACCAUCAUCACCACUACAGCUACCACACAGAGAGCAGCCGGGGUUCGGACCUGUCCGACAUAAUGGAGGAGGACGAGGAAGACCUUUACUCUGAGAUGCAACUGGAGGAGGGCCGCAGGCGCAGCAUCAACUCUCACAACACUCUUAAGAUCAUUGGGAACUCUCCGUCACAUGGAAGCGCUGAUCGCCUGGAACACUCAGGGAGGAGGCUGGUUCACAUCGGCACCCCCCCUCAGCAACGGCCCAUCCCAUCCAUUGACGGCUAUGGCGGGCGCAGGCACGGGCGGGGACGGCGUUCCCUGGAUUACUAUGAGGAGUCAGAGCCGGAGGAGAUGACCCGAGUGUUUGUGGCUCUGUUUGACUAUGACCCCAUGUCCAUGUCGCCCAACCCUGAUGCUGCUGAUGAGGAGCUGCCAUUCAAGGAGGGCCAGAUCAUCAAGGUGUUUGGAAAUAAAGACACAGAUGGCUUCUACAGGGCAGAGAUCCGAGACCGUGUGGGUCUGAUCCCCUGCAACAUGGUCUCUGAGAUCCAAACAGAGGAUGAAGAAAUGAUGGACCAGCUCCUUAAACAGGGUUUCCUGCCACUCAACACUCCUGUGGAGAAGUUAGAGAGGAACAGGCGGAGCGGCCGUCAACAUCCGAUGUCAACUCGGAGAAUGGUGGCGCUGUACGACUACGACCCUCGAGAGAGCUCGCCGAACGUUGAUGUAGAGGCUGAACUGACUUUCUGUGCCGGUGAUGUCAUCACAGUUUUUGGUGAAAUAGACGAAGAUGGCUUUUACUAUGGCGAGCUCAAUGGACACAAGGGACUCGUUCCUUCCAACUUUCUAGAAGAAGUGCCUGAUGAUGUAGAGGUUUUUCUCACUGACUCACCAUCUCGAUACGCCCAGGACACUCCAGCACGGAUAAAGACCAAAAGGGUACAUGCUCCUUCGCAGUACUAUGAGCAACUGAGGAUACCAAGAUUACGCUCCCCUCGUCUAAUGCAGCUGACAUGGGUUCCAUUGGAUAAAUCGGGUCCGCCCAGAAGAGCAGCCUCUCCCACAGUGCGUCCACACAUCCCUGGCUCUGGCCCUGCCACCGUGGGGCCCGGCAGUCCCAUCAGGGCCCCACUGGACAUGUACUCCUCCAAAAAGAAAAAGGGACUGCUCUCCAAAGGGAAGAAACUAUUGCAAAGACUUGGCGCUGUAAAAUAAUUUCUUGACCUACACAUUGGAGAGUGUCAUCCAAUUUCUUGUAGUGUUUUAAA
This is a messenger RNA of Morone saxatilis (striped sea-bass), 4714 nucleotides long. RefSeq names its product RIMS binding protein 2 (gene rimbp2). The record is from RefSeq and is a predicted model, not a curated record. The coding region runs from base 1017 to 4661 and encodes 1214 amino acids. Gene Ontology annotation, biological process: neuromuscular synaptic transmission. Gene Ontology annotation, molecular function: protein binding. NCBI's taxonomy places the organism in Eukaryota, Metazoa, Chordata, Actinopteri, Moronidae. The transcript is spliced from 20 exons.